This is a messenger RNA of Penicillium vulpinum, 1674 nucleotides long. Its product is annotated as MFS transporter. Lineage: Eukaryota; Fungi; Ascomycota; Eurotiomycetes; Eurotiales; Aspergillaceae. The transcript is spliced from 12 exons. The record is from RefSeq and is a predicted model, not a curated record. Bases 1 to 1674 code for a protein of 557 amino acids. Gene Ontology annotation, biological process: transmembrane transport. Gene Ontology annotation, molecular function: transmembrane transporter activity.
AUGCCACCCUUCAAUUUGACCAUGGGCAUUCUCCGCCCCACUGGCUCGGAGGACUGCCCUGGCACAGUUCUUCUCUUUGAGAGAUCCGACAAUGAGCAGAAUUACCAUCCUGGCGCUAAGCAUGACCCAAAAGACCCUUCAAUCAUCUUGGAUCCUCAACCGUCAGAUGAUCCAAACGAUCCAUUGAAGAAUUGGUCGAUUUGGAAGAAGGAUCUAUUGUAUUUGACACUUUUCGUCAACACUGUCAUCCUGGCUGCGGUGCCUGGACCAGUAUUUGCAUCUUCGACUGCAGUUAUGGCAAAGAGUUUGGAAGUCUCGUUGGAUAAUGUUGCUCUUCUCUCGGGAUACCAGCUACUGGUUGUUGGAUUGUACGGUCCAUUCUGUUCGGCAUUUGCUCGCAAGUACGGCAAACGACCCCAAUACCUAUUCGGUUGCACGAUGGCACUGAUUGGAAUAAUCAUUUGCGUGGCCUCUGGGUCAAAUUAUUCAACACUCCUUGCCGGCCGACUCAUCCAAGGCUUUGGGACAACUGCAUUUGAGUCGCUGUCGCUGGCCGCAAUCGGGGAUAUAUACUUCGUCCAUGAGCGUGGUAUCAGAACUGGAGUGAUGGUGAUUGCGUUGACAUGCCUUUCGAGCGUAGUCAAUAUCAUUGGAGGCCCAAUUACCCAAAAUUUGGGGUGGAGAUAUAUGCUAAUCAUUCACCUGCCAUUUGUCGCAGCUGCGUGGAUUCUCACAUUCUUUUUUAUCCCCGAGACUCAAUUCCGCCGUCCUAUCGGAGUUGUUGAGCAUAUUGAGAUGCCAACCCAUAUAACUGACUCCAAGGAAAAGACAGACGAGGGAUCGGAGGUUUAUCAAGAAGAGAAUGUGGAUGAACAACAGACCCCAAAUCCGUCUACCAAUAUUCCAAAGAAAACCUAUCUGCAGACUCUCGCAAUCUUCUCAGGAACAUACAGCGACAUGAAUAUCUGGAAACUCAUUGCGGCACCCUUUGUUGUUCUUCAUAACCCAGGUGUUAUUUGGUCGCUGGGUAUGUCCGGUGCGGUCGUGGGACUAUGGGUCAGUUUGGCAUAUGUCUUCGCUCAGCUAUGGUCUGCACCGCCAUAUAAUUUGAAUGCCGCCCAAAACGGAUAUUUCUAUGUUGGAGCUAUGCUCGGCGGUAUGAUUGGCGGCCUCGGCAGUGCCUGGGUGACUGAUUUGAUCACUAAAAUCAUGGUCCGCAUAAAUCGUGGGAUUUAUGAACCGGAAUUCCGAAUUCUAACUCAAGCGAUUUCCGCUGCCGUCCUGGCCUUGGGAUAUUUCGUGUUUGUAUGGCUCUUUGAACACCCCUUCUCGACGGGCUACUAUCUCGGCUCAUUUCUUCAUGGAUGUAUUUGCUUGGGUAUUACAGUGUCGACUGUAUCGUCAAGUCUUUACAUCUUGGAUGCUCAUUCCUCUGAGACCACGGAAAUCUUCUGUCUACAGAUGACGUUCAAGAACCUCUUGUUCUUCGGGUUUGCACGCUUUGUCAACUCCUGGGCAGCCGAAGACGGAGCCCAGUCUAUUUUCCGGGCUUAUGGGAUAAUUUCACUCUGCCUAGUUGCAACUUUGAUUCCAAUGUACAUUUUUGGAAAGUGUAACCGUCUAUUCAUACACAGAUUGGCAUUGCUGCAACGAUUCUACUUUGGGAAAGAAUAA